AUGAAGCUUCAGAUUAAGGUCGACGACAAAACUGGAAAAAUCGUCGAUGCUCGAUUCAAGACUUUUGGGUGUGGCUCCGCCAUCGCUUCUUCCUCUGCUGCAAUUCUGGUUAAAAACUCCCUUAAGGAUGAAGGGAAAGCAAAUGGAGGAAGUUCUGUCCAGAAAAAAAACACUGAAAUUGCAAAGCAUCUUUCACUUCCACCAGUAAAGCUCCACUGCAACAUGCUUGUUGAAGAUGCCAUUAAAGUGGCUGUUAAAGACUGUGAAGCUAAGCGUGCUAAGGAAACUGCUAGCGGAGAGGCAGCAACAGAAGAGAAGCUAGCCACUGCAUGA
Messenger RNA from Sphenostylis stenocarpa, 333 nucleotides. NCBI's taxonomy places the organism in Eukaryota, Viridiplantae, Streptophyta, Magnoliopsida, Fabales, Fabaceae. The record is from the annotation of a GenBank genome assembly.